GUUGUUUGUCUCUUUUGUCGUUCGUGGUCACUUUUUAUUCCUCAACUUCAGACCACUCCUCCCUCCUCAACCUCUCACCAACACUCAACAGCACGAUCCAUGCCACCAUGGCAUCCUCCGACACGUACUUUCUGGCCCACCCAACCUCCACCUCCUCCUACGCCAUCCCCGCGCCACCUCGCAUCGUGGUGCCCCCACCAGCACUCACCCACGACAACCGGCCCGACAUCCCGCUGACCAGCAUCGUGCCCUCCGCCCUCGAUUCCAUCUUCGACCUUCGCAACCUCCUCCAGUACAACCCCGUGUUCGAAUGGACGUACGAGCGGCGCCGCGACGCACAGCUCAUCCUGCCCUACCUCUACCUAGGCCCGAUGACGGCGGCGAAGGACGAAGAAUGGCUGAAAAGAGAAGGAAUCACCGCCAUCCUCGCCGUGCGGCAGAAGGGUGCGUUUGAGAGCAAACUCAUGAACAGCGCGCUGCGCAAAGCGGAGGCCUUGGGGCUGCAAUUCCAGGCUCUCGACGUCGCAGGCCACGCGGAGCUCAUUCAGCUCUUCCCGCAGACUACGCAGUGGAUCCAUCAGCACGUCACGAGCGUCUACGAGCAGUACCAAGCGAUGGGAAAGGUGCUGGUGUUUUGCGAAAGCGGGAAUGAGCGUUCGGCGGGCGUCGUCGCGGCGUACCUCAUGGAGACGCACGUGGAUGUGGAUUACAUCAAGGCGAUGCAGUUUGUCCAGGCGCAGCGGUUCUGCGUCAACUUUGACGAUGGCAUGAAGAGGUUGCUGCAGGGGUAUUGGGACAUUUUGUGUGCGAGGCGUGCGGUCGCUGCUUCUGCUGCUGCGGCGGAGCAGAAUGGGGAAGGAGGAGAGGAUGUGAUGAGUGGGGUGGUGCAGAAUGGUCAGUCGAGAGGGAAGCGGGCGUUGGAGCAUGAUGGAGAGGGGGAUGAAAUGGUUGAUGGGGACGAUACUGCGGACAUGGCGAGGUUUGACGGAAGGUCUUUUGCACCAUUCGUCGAUCUGGAGUUCUAGAGGUGGAGCUCAAGACACGGCAGGGAGUGACUUUACGACAUGGCAUAGCGGGAAACGGAAAGGGAAGCAUGGCAGGCGCAUGAGGCAUUUGCUUUUAUGAUACCCAAUGCUUCUACACGGCUGGCUGGUGUUGAUUUAGCGAGGCGUUGGAACGGAUUGCUCAUGAAGAGCAGCGGCAAGUCAUUCACUUGCAGCAGUUAGCAGCGUAGCGAAAUGCAUUGUUCUUACGACUAUUCGAGUAGGAAUUCAAGAACUCCUCAUUCCGAUUUGGC
Messenger RNA from Neohortaea acidophila, 1297 nucleotides. RefSeq names its product protein-tyrosine phosphatase-like protein. The record is from RefSeq and is a predicted model, not a curated record. Gene Ontology annotation, molecular function: F-box domain binding; protein tyrosine/serine/threonine phosphatase activity. The transcript has a single exon. Lineage: Eukaryota; Fungi; Ascomycota; Dothideomycetes; Mycosphaerellales; Teratosphaeriaceae. Bases 108 to 1025 code for a protein of 305 amino acids. Gene Ontology annotation, cellular component: nucleoplasm; cytoplasm. Gene Ontology annotation, biological process: regulation of ERK1 and ERK2 cascade; protein dephosphorylation; negative regulation of protein binding.